This is a messenger RNA of Glarea lozoyensis ATCC 20868, 3087 nucleotides long. Its product is annotated as ARM repeat-containing protein. The coding region runs from base 1 to 3087 and encodes 1028 amino acids. Gene Ontology annotation, molecular function: small GTPase binding. Lineage: Eukaryota; Fungi; Ascomycota; Leotiomycetes; Helotiales; Helotiaceae. The transcript is spliced from 2 exons. The record is from RefSeq and is a predicted model, not a curated record. Gene Ontology annotation, biological process: protein import into nucleus. Gene Ontology annotation, cellular component: cytosol; nuclear envelope.
AUGGCGUUUGCUAUUGAGGUUCCUGGGGAAGCUGUUCCUUUGACCCCGCAACAGGUAUUCCUGGCUCUCCAGUCUGCAGGCUCAUCGCAACAAGCAGUAUAUUUAGACAAAUCACUUCCUCCUGAAGUUCGUUACCUCGCGAUUAUCCAGCUCAAGAAUGGAAUCGAUAAAUACUGGCGAAAGGCUGCCCCAAAUGCCAUCACGAAAGAAGAAAAGAACGAAGUACGCUCGCGACUAAUAGAGGGAGGCAUCGAAGAACCGGACACAAGAUUUGCUUUACAAAAUGCCUUAGUAGUUUCCAAAGUUGUUCGGAUCGAUUAUCCUUUGGACUGGCCGGAUGUUUUGACAACAUUGAUCGAGGUUCUGCGGAAAGCCAACCAGACAAAUCAAACGCAUCUGAAGAGAGGCAUGCUGAUAAUGUUACAAGUUAUCAAGGAACUAUCCACUGCAAGACUGCGUACAUCGCAAACGAGCCUCAAAUCGGUUACACCAGAGAUCGUAUACCUUUUGACCGAAAUUUAUACCCAAAAAAUUGAUGAAUGGAUGGCGUUUUUGAACGGUAACGGUGAAGACGAAGGAGGAGCUGUGGAUGCUAUGGAGAACAGCCUAUACUCUAUCAAGAUUUUACGACGGCUUCUAAUCGUUGGAUAUGACUACCCAAAUCAUUCAAAGGAUGUCCAGCAAAUGUGGGAACUCUCACAACGACAGUUUGGUCAAUUCCUGGACAUGGUAUCCCGAGACCCGCCUAUAAUAGUCUCUCCUGCCAAAGAGCUCGUUGAAAAGCAUCUCAUACAGUUCUCAAAACUUCAUGUACAAAUGUCAACCCUACAUCCGGCUGCGUUCGCGCUCCUGCCCAGCUCUCUCGAUCUAGUAAGGUCAUACUGGGGAUUGGUGGAAAGUUUCGGUGAGUCAUAUGGCUCAGCUACUCAAGAUUUCAGUGCAAAGGCUACAGACCAAGACACAAACAUGAAAGUUCAGCGGCCGGUCAUGGAGAAGCUUUGCUUAAAAGGAUUGACACUGCUUCGAUCGUGUUUGAAGAUGGUAUUCAGUCCAGCGCAGUCGUUCAAGUAUCGAAACCCGGAAGUGAAGGCGGAACAGCAAGAGGGUGUGGCAAUAAUCAAAGCACAAUUAUUUACAGAAGAUCUUGUCCGCCAGAUGGCGAACAUCAUCGUGACAAAGUUCUUCAUUUUCCGCCAGGUUGAUCUUGAAGCGUGGGAAGAAGAUGAAGAUGAAUGGGAGAUCCGAGAGGAAGGUGGCGGGGACACCUGGGAAUUCGAAGUACGACCAUGUUCGGAAAAAUUGUUCAUGGAUCUGGUCCUCAAUUACAAACAACUCUUGGUAGAUCCCUUGUUGUCAUUCUUCCAGUCUGUGGCAGGCACGGAGCAAAUUUCUGUUGUAACAAAAGACGCCGUCUACACUGCAAUGGGACUCGCCGCGCCGGUCGUUUACGAAAAUUUCGACUUUGAUUCGUUUUUGACCUCAACUCUUGUCAAUGAUGUUAGACAAUCGGGUCCUGGAUAUAAGGUGCUUCGGAGACGUAUUGCUAUAUUAAUAGGGCAGUGGAUUACGAUCAAGAUUGCUGAAGAUAACAGGACUCUCGUAUACCAGAUAUUUCAACAUCUGCUCAACAAGGAAGAUGAAACGAAUGACUAUGUUGUGAGGGUCACUGCUGCCAGACAAUUCAAGGCUGUUGUGGAAGACUUUAGCUUCAUUGCAGAAAGCUUCCUACCAUACGCUCCAGACUUUCUUGCUCGAAUGAUGGCUUUGAUACAAGAGGUUGAAAAUACAGAAACAAAAAUGGCAAUACUGGAAACCAUAAGAAUGAUUGCUGUACGCCUAGAGAACAACAUUUCGCCAUUCGCGGAUCAUAUUGUCUCCAUUUUGCCAGACCUUUGGGAGGCAUCCGGAGACGAACAUCUAAUGAAACAAGCGAUUCUAACUUUACUAUCGACUUUGGUAACCGCAAUGAAGGACCAAGCUCAGCGAUAUCAUGCCAUGAUUCUACCACUCAUUCACCGAGCUGUCGAACCAGGGUCAGAAAUGCAAGUGUAUCUACUUGAGGAUGCAUUGGAUCUCUGGAGUACAAUUUUGACACAAACUUCGGCGCCCGCCUCUCAAGAGGUACUCGCCUUGGCAGAUUGUGCGUUCCCACUUCUCGAAAUCGGUUCAGACAACCUUCGAAUUGUCCUCACUAUUGUUGAGUCGUAUAUUCUUCUAGCUCCUGAAGCAAUGUUGGGUGAUACUGUGCGUCUUCGGCUUGUUUCGUAUAUGACUAGUCUACUGGGCGUUAAGAAGAGGGAACUUGCUGGAUUGGUAACCUCAAUCGUUGAAGGUAUUAUACGUGCCGCGGAAAAGCUUGGAGGAGCUGAAGGAGUCAGACUUGUAGCGAAAGAUCUGUUCGAAGCUGGUAUCAUCGAGAAAGUUAUCUCCGGGCUUCGUAAUGCAUGGGAGGCUCAUCAAACUGUCGGACCGGAACGCAAAUACCCUAAACUUGAUGAUGUGGUGGAGACCGAUUACUUCACCAUUCUUGCGCGACUUGCUCUUGCCGAUCCUGCUAUAUUCACUUCAAUUCUAAGCAUGGUUGGUAACGCCAGCGAAGUCUGGUCGUGGCUUGGGACGGAGUGGUUCCAACACUUCGACAGUAUGGCUAAUAUUGACCGCCAAAAGCUGUCGUGUCUGGCCCUCACACGUUUGCUCGAGCUUCCUGCGCCAAUGAAUGUGCUAGCAUUAGACAAACUGCAAGACUACUUUGCAAUGUGGACUUCUGUUGUUUCAGAAAUGUCUACAGGUCGUGACGACGCUGGUGAUAACUUGAUUUGGGGGCCGUCUGAAGGCAAUGAAUUCGAAGGACCCGAAGACGCACGAAAGCGGAUCAAUUCAAGCUCUGAUCCGGUACACAGCGUGCACACUUUCGACUUCAUCAAGGAGAGACUGGGUCAAUUUGUUAAUUCAUGCGGAGGUGAAGAAAGUUUCCAAGUCAAUUUUGCGGUCAACGUAGAUAAAGAGGUGUUGCAAGCAUUUCAGCGACUGGGCACACAAGAGAGUGUUGCCCCAGGAGACUUUUGGGCGGAUGGGAAUACACUAUAG